Messenger RNA from Arachis duranensis, 693 nucleotides. RefSeq lists its product as uncharacterized. The record is from RefSeq and is a predicted model, not a curated record. Bases 1 to 693 code for a protein of 230 amino acids. The transcript has a single exon. Gene Ontology annotation, molecular function: zinc ion binding; nucleic acid binding. Lineage: Eukaryota; Viridiplantae; Streptophyta; Magnoliopsida; Fabales; Fabaceae.
AUGACCCUUAUUGAUUUCCUCAAGAGUGGUCCACCCCGGUUUAACAAAAAUGCCAAUGUGUUAGAGACUGAUCGGUGGUUUCGAGAUGUGGAGAGAUUUUUAUACACUCAACACAUACCGGAAGUACAGUCGGUGGAAAUAGUGACUUACAUGUUGGAGGGAGAUGCUCAGGAAUGGUGGCAGGAGUUAUAUCACACCUUGCAGAUGGAGUUAACAGAUAUCCCUUGGAGUAGAUUCAAGACGGAAUUUUACAAAAAAUAUUUCUUACAUGCAAUUCGCAUUGCAAAAGAAUUGGAGUUAAUGCAACUGAAGCAAGAAAAUAUGUUUGUUGCUGACUAUACCCGUGAAUUUGACAACUUGUGUCAUCUCUCAAGAGUUUGUCAAGAAAAUCCAGCUGACUGUGAGGUGUGGAAGUGUGUUCAGUAUGAGAAAGGGCUUAGAAGAGACAUCUUCAACUGUGUGAGUCCACAAAGGUUAACGAAUUUCCCUGAAUUGGUUAUGAAAAGUCAAUUCGCAAAAUGUUACUCUAUGAAGUCAACAAUGUUACAGGAAGGCUAUGGAGAGACUACUCCAGAUGAGCCACAUAGAGCCAAACUAGGUGUAUGUUACAAGUGCGGGAAGUCGGGGCAUAUAGCUCGAGACUGUCCACACAAGAAACACCGAGAUGCAGUCGAAUCUGAUCUUCAGACCUGA